Molecule: messenger RNA, 2762 nt
Organism: Oryza sativa Japonica Group (Japanese rice)
Lineage: Eukaryota; Viridiplantae; Streptophyta; Magnoliopsida; Poales; Poaceae
Molecular function (GO): acetylglucosaminyltransferase activity
Source: RefSeq, a predicted model, not a curated record
AACACAUUUUUAUCAUUUAAAUAAUUCAAAAAAUUGUACAAAUACAUAAGUUAUAAAUUAUGCUUAAAAUACUUUUAGUGAUAAAGUGACUCACAAUAAAAUAAAUAAUUAUCAUGUACUAGAUUUUUUAUAUAUAGAACAAAUAAUUAACCAUGUAUUUAAAAUUUAACAGCAUUAUCUAUUAAUUAAAAAAAGAGGCAGUAGUAUUAUUAUUGGAUUUGUAAUCAAUGGACUAGUCAAAGCUAGAGAGGAGUGGUCCAGGUGGAGCGGGAGGAGAGUAGUUCACACGAUCAGAUGAUGUGCAUGCGGAUGCGGCGACUUUUAGCAGUUUCGGUAGGUUGUGUGGCGUGGUCACCUUUGCUCGAUCGUCUCCUGUGGGCAAUGCUUUACCCGAGGCAAUGUCCACUAUCUGUAGGGCUCGCCAUGGAUGGGCCCUCUCAAUGCCUAGCCCAUCCACGGUUGUGGGCCGUGAUUGAGGCCUAUAUAUACGUGGCCUGACAAAAAUAAGUCUAUACGGCAAACGACAUUCAGCCCGCAAGAGAAGGCCCGGCCCAACUUGCACUGCCGGCCCACUAAAGCAAGCCGAGGGAGAAGCUGAUCGAUCCUACAAAGGCGAUGCCCGCGCAUGGUGAUGCAUUGACCAGGCCAUGGAGGCAUGCAGAGAGAGAAGCUCUCUCUCACUCACUCGCUCGCCACACACCAUCACCCAUGCGCGCUAAUUAACCUCUUUUAGCAACUGGAUCUCGAUCGCCGAUCAAGCCUGGCCAUUGCGCGCGGCUACGACGACGAGGAGGUCGCCAUGGUGGGAGGAGGAGGAGGAGCCGGAGAGAAGCCGCCGGCGUCCAAUGGCGUGCACGGUUCCGGCAAGGCCAGGUUCACCCUUCUCUACGGCCUCCUCCUCUACGUCGUCAUGCCGGUGCUCUUCCUGUACAUGCUCGUCGCCGCCGCCACCCCGUUCUACAACCCCCGCUGCUCGCCGGAGUCCAACGCCGCCAUGGCACGCUUCGUCGUGGCCAUGCCCAACGCCUCGUCGGUGAACGGCUCUUCACCGUCGUCUUCGUCCCCGCCUCCGACGCCGGUGAGGCCGAUGCGGUCCGCGGACGAGGCGCCGACGGGGCUGCGGCACAUCGCGUUCGGCAUCGGCGCGUCGUCGGCGCUGUGGAAGAGCCGGAAGGAGUACAUCAAGCUGUGGUGGCGGCCGGGGCGGAUGCGCGGGUUCGUGUGGAUGGACAGGCCGGUGGAGGAGUUCUACUCCAAGAGCUCCCGCACGGGGCUCCCGCCGAUCAUGGUCAGCUCCGACACGUCCAAGUUCCCCUACACCCACGGCGCCGGGAGCCGGUCGGCGCUGCGGAUCUCCCGCAUCGUCUCCGAGACGUUCCGGCUCGGCCUCCCCGGCGUCCGGUGGUUCGUCAUGGGCGACGACGACACGGUGUUCCUCCCGGAGAACCUGGUGCACGUGCUCUCGCAGUACGACCACCGGCAGCCGUACUACAUCGGGUCGCCGUCGGAGAGCCACAUCCAGAACCUCAUCUUCUCCUACGGCAUGGCGUUCGGCGGCGGGGGCUUCGCCAUCAGCCGCGCGCUCGCCGAGGAGCUCGCCAAGAUGCAGGACGGUUGCCUCCACCGCUACCCGGCGCUGUACGGCAGCGACGACCGCAUCCACGCGUGCAUGUCGGAGCUCGGCGUGCCGCUCACGCGCCACCCGGGUUUCCACCAGUGCGACCUGUGGGGCGACGUGCUCGGCCUCCUCGGCGCCCACCCGGUGGCGCCGCUGGUGACGCUCCACCACCUCGACUUCCUCGAGCCGGUGUUCCCGACGACCCCGUCGCGCGCCGGCGCGCUGCGCAAGCUGUUCGACGGGCCGGUGCGGCUGGACUCGGCGGCGGUGGCGCAGCAGUCGGUGUGCUACGACCGGGAGCACCACUGGACGGUGUCGGUGUCGUGGGGGUUCGCCGUGAUGGUGGUGCGCGGCGUGCUGUCGCCGCGGGAGAUGGAGACGCCGAUGCGCUCCUUCCUCAACUGGUACAAGCGCGCCGACUACACGGCCUACUCGUUCAACACGCGGCCCGUGGCGAGGCAGCCGUGCCAGAAGCCUCGCGUCUACUACAUGCGCGACUCCCGGAUGGACCGCCGCCGCAACGUCACCGUCACGGAGUACGACCGCCACCGCGGCAAGCAGCCCGACUGCCGGUGGCGCAUCCCCGACCCCGCCGCCCUCGUCGACCACAUCGUCGUCCUCAAGAAACCCGACCCCGACCUCUGGAAAAGGUCGCCGAGGAGGAAUUGCUGCCAGGUGGUGUCGUCGCCGACGAAGGCAGGGAAAAACCGGACGAUGACCAUCGAGGUCGGCGUGUGCAGGGAAGGCGAGUUCGCCAAGCUUUAAUUAGUAGCGGGAUUAAUUAGGAGAGGAGAAGAGGGAUUAGCGGCGGCAGAAGAGGUCCCGGGCAAAAGAGAGGAUGGAGAUUAACGACCAGAAGUUAAUCCACUGGGACCGAGUAAUAGCUCAUUAGCAUUAGAUCGCCACACGGCGAUGUGUUGUUUAAUUAGCGCGGCGGGUGUAAGCAUGCACGCCGGGACUAUUUUGAUCUCUUCACUAGUUCACUUACAUAUUGAACCAACUCACCCACGAACCGGGGCUUUUUUUUUGCCUUUUCCUCUGCUGAGCAGAGCAGGAGAGGAAACAGCCGGAGUUUCACAAAUCUUGUGUGGUGUCAGAACGAUUCAACAAUGGCAAUACAAAACACUCAUAGUUCUUUUAUUGA